UCGCGCGCUUCAAGAUGGCGUCCCGCGCCAGAGGAAGAACCGCGUCCCGGUCGAUCUGUGUGGAGAACGAGCAGCAUGGCGGAGCCGUCCGUCCGGAUCCCCGGGAUCGUGUUAGCUUCUCUAAUGUUCCAGCACGUGAACAGCGAUUCAGACGUGGAAGGUUUCAUCCUCGGAGAGAGUAAAGUUGAAGAGCAGAUCACCAUCAGCGACUCUCAGGCCGAUCACAUUCACAUCGAGGAGGUGUACAACAUCCAGAAGCACGUCGCCUGCCACAAACUGAACGGCUUCUACGACAGCCUUGGAGACGUGGACGUGGACGCCGUCAGGAACAUCCUGGCGGACAAUAAGCAGGAGAACGUGAUUGGCUGGUACCGGCAGCGCAGGAACACGGAGCAGCAGAUGACGCUCAGGGAGAGGACGGUCCACGAGAAGCUGAAGAGCGCACUGUCCAACCCUCACGUGAUCUUCGUACUGCUGACGUCCGGCCAGGGAACGGCUUCGGGGUCCACUCACAGGAUGGAGUACGCCGCCUUCAUCUCACGCAGCAGGCGGUUCAUCAACGUUCCCGUGCUGGUCAACAACCUGGGUGUACUGGAACAGCUGGCGUACUGGAAGGUGUCGUCUGCGUGCUCCGCGGCGGGUUAUAACCUCACCGUGAAGAAACACGGGUACGCCGCUGCACGCCGAGGUCGAGCUCCACGCCGCGCCUGCUCCUCUAACUUCCUGCUUCUCUCCUGUCGUUCCAGCUCCAAGUUCUUCUCCUCCAACGGGCUGCUGAGAGAAGUCAACGAGGUGAAUAAGAUGAACGAUUGUCUGCAGACGGAGCUGCAGAAAGCCUGCGGGGAGGUGGAGGAGAGCGAACGUCUGGUGGAAACGCUGCAGGCGGAGGUUUCGGCUCUCAGGAGACGCCUGAGGGAGAGGAGGCGGAGCGGAGCGGGAAAAGCCUCAGACGAGGAUCCACCUGAGCAGAAGAACAACCUGCUGCUGCACGAGGCCGUCAGAGCUCUGUUCGCCUGUUCUCCUCUGUUCCACACGCAGACUUUAACCCUGGAGGGGUUUCCUGUUCGUGACGUCCGCUGCGGCGUGGAGCAGGACGGAGACGUGUCCGCUGCCGCCGCCGGGCUCGCACAGCGCCGGCGCUCAGGAACCGCUCGCCCUGCUGCGUCCCUGCAGGAGGAACUCUGGGAAACAGCAGCCAGAGAGGAGAAACGCAGGAAAACCAGCUCAUGACGGGAAAACGAGUCGCUUUUCCAUCACUUCCUGUUGUUCUUUACUGGUUAAUAUUAAACAGGCUUUAAUGUCAGCGAACAGUUCUGUCACCAACGAGGGAACGUCAGGAAGAUGUUUUUAUAUUUUGAGAACCGAUUCAUGAUUUUAUGUUGCAGUCUCUCAGUUCAUCAACAGAAACGCUGCUUCAUUCUGCAGCCGUGCUAGCAGCUCUGUGAGGCUGUCGGCUAAAUGCUAACAUGCUAAUGUUUAGCGUGUUAGCAUCGUCCAGCUGAGGCUGAUGGGAACGUCUUCAGUUCUGCAGCAAAGUAUUGAACACAUUAACAAAAUGAUUGAUUGAAAAUAUGAUCAGCUUCAUUCAUUCACCUCCAGUGACAUCAGACUGCAUCCAAAACCCUCAGUUAAAGUAUUACCAGCUAAAAGUACUUAAAGUAAAAGUGUUGAUGCAGCAGUAAAACGUUCCUGUCAGUGUUUCUCAUCAUAUCUGAUGUUUGUGGAUAUAAAUUCCUGCUGCAUUAAUGUGGAUGCUGCAUUUUUUAAACAGAACAACAUCUGGAGGUACGAGCUUUUCACCGGACAGGAAGGAAUCUGGAAAGUAACUGUAACUAAAGCUGUCAGACAAAAGUAGUGGAUUACAAGUCUAAAGUUGCAGUAUCUAAAAUUUGUACUUCAGUAGUUGAGUAAAUGUACUUAGUUACAUUCCAGUGUUUCGUGCAGCUGUCAGCUGAUCGGUCUGUGGACAAACGUCAUGGAAACAGAUGAUGAUGACUCAGCAGAUUUCAGUCGCCUCAGAGGAACCAAAGACUCGUGACGCUGCUUUUAAUCCACAUCUGGUUUCAGCAUCGUGAGAAUAAAAGGCUGAAGAUCCACCAGAGACUGAGCUCAUCCUCUUUGUUUGGUUUCAUUUUCAGAAAUAAAUAAAGUGAGAGCUGC
Messenger RNA from Chelmon rostratus (copperband butterflyfish), 2160 nucleotides. It is a transcript of the gene abraxas1, whose product is annotated as abraxas 1, BRCA1 A complex subunit. Lineage: Eukaryota; Metazoa; Chordata; Actinopteri; Chaetodontiformes; Chaetodontidae. Gene Ontology annotation, molecular function: microtubule binding; polyubiquitin modification-dependent protein binding. Gene Ontology annotation, biological process: attachment of spindle microtubules to kinetochore; protein K63-linked deubiquitination; mitotic spindle assembly. Gene Ontology annotation, cellular component: nucleus. The coding region runs from base 76 to 1230 and encodes 384 amino acids. The record is from RefSeq and is a predicted model, not a curated record. The transcript is spliced from 8 exons.